Notodromas monacha is the source of this 3117-nucleotide messenger RNA. The record is from the annotation of a GenBank genome assembly. NCBI's taxonomy places the organism in Eukaryota, Metazoa, Arthropoda, Ostracoda, Podocopida, Cyprididae.
AUGGCCACAAGUGCUGUCGAGUUAUUAUUGGUGUCGCGUUUUUGGUGUGUUUCGCUGCUCGUGUUGGCAACAACAUCGCAAGCAAGCCAAGAACACCAAGGUUACUCAAAUCCCCACCAGCACCAAUUGAACCACCACCACCACCACCACCACCACAAAACAACGGCGACGGCGUCAGUUCACGGCGCCUCAGCAGUCGCCACCACGACAUACACCAUUGUGCCUUCUGGUCGAUACGCGGCGCCCGAUGGACUCUCCUUCGUCAUCGUCCCAGUAGCCAGCAGAGGCGGUGGCGGCAUUCGUGGCGGCUACACCACCGCCACGGACUCCAGCCUACGCGGUAGAUACGUGUCUGGUGAUGUGAGACGAGUGAAGGGCGUCGCUCAGAUGAGCGGCGCCGUGGGACACCGGCGACGGACGCUGUCGUCUGCCGGCGGCGUGAGUUUGUACGGGGCGUCGGGCGCCGUGACGGGGACGACCAAUCGGGAAAACUACGCGAAACAGCACUCCAAGUACAGCUUCCAGUGGGACGUGGACGACACCUUUUCGCACCGAGAAGGUCGGGACGGGGUCAACACAGAAGGGGAAUAUCGGGUCAUGUUGCCGGACGGAAGACUGCAAAUCGUGUCCUAUGAUGCUGACGAGAACGGAUACAGGGCCAAAGUGACGUACAAUUCGACAGGCAGGCAUCCCACGGACUGCAGCAGUACUGCGACAGGCAGGCAUCCCACGGACUACAGCAGUACUGCGACAGGUACUCGUCGCAAUUAUGGGCGACAGAGGAUCCCGAACUCAUUCGGGGUUCGUGGGUUCUACAGCAAGAACCCCGGUGAUGGGAUGAUAUUCACCAGGCAAACAGCCUCAGAAGUGGUGAAGCAUAACCCUCAAGUAGUUUCAAAUUACAAUGAGGCAAUUGCAAACACGAGGAAGCACAUCCAACAAUACAGGCAUUCCGUGACCCAUGAAGACCAAGAAGAGGUCAAGGAACAAUCCAGCAACAAGCAGCACAUGAUACAAACCAACCAGGUGACAUCAAAUCAAGAGUCACCCAAUAAUGUCCUGGACCUGGGAUUUGCCCAAGUUGUGGUCAGUACACAAGCAAGUGUCCAUGUGGACUCUGACUACCAAAAGAAGUAUGGCAUAGAGUCCUCACCUUCUUACAAUGUACCAACAACUACAACAGAACCCAGUAUUGGGAAGCAUAAACCUCAAGUAGUUUCAAAUUACAAUGAGGCCAUUGCAAACACGAGGAAGCACAUCCAACAAUACAGGCAUUCCGUGACCCAUGAAGACCAAGAAGAGGUCAAGGAACAAUCCAGCAACAAGCAGCACAUGAUACAAACCAACCAGGUGACAUCAAAUCAAGAGUCACCCAAUAAUGUCCUGGACCUGGGAUUUGCCCAAGUUGUGGUCAGUACACAAGCAAGUGUCCAUGUGGACUCUGAAUACCAAAAGAAGUAUGGCAUAGAGUCCUCACCUUCUUACAAUGUACCAACAACUACAACAGAACCCAGUAUUGGGGUUUGGAUUGCACCCAAGGGACAGAAGUCUUACAGUGCACCUAUUCAGAGUUUUGCGCAGGCAAAUGUGCAGCAACCUGCUGGUCAACAUUUUCACCAGCAACAAGGAUACUCCAGACCAUCCCAACAAGUAGUAACAAUUCAGGAUGACUCAUCAAGUGAGGAAGUUGGUCCAGCUCCAGAAAAACCAGCUCUAACAACAUCUUACAGGCCUGUGAAUGUAAACUCCAGAUUUUCCUCCACAUUGCCAGAAUAUUCCACAGUUGCUAAAAAUCCAUUGCUGCCAAUAGUUCAGCAGAGUUACCCUCAAGCAAACAUUCCCAAUUCUUCCAGAGCAAGAGGAAGACCAGGAAAUGUGUAUUUUAGCUUUCAUGCUAGAAAACAUGCAGAUCAAGUGCAUAAUCACCAUCAUCAGUCUUCUCAACAUCACAAAUUACAUGAGACAUCAGCUUCAACUUACUUUGAUGAGCAGCAGGAAGCAGGACCUUUGUACACAAGUGGGAACCCAUUGCUUGUAAACUCUCACAACAACAAGGGUGACAGUAAUCAUUACAUCAAGAAUUCAUCUGAGGAACAAAGUCAACAUCAAAUCAAUUUUCAGACAAAAUACCAUGCUGAUGUUCCUUCUGCAUCAGCUCCAAUUACUUAUGCUCCCACAAGGUCGCAGCCAUUGGCUGUAAUGUCAGUGCCCCAGAUGCACAAACUGUCUCAUCACAGAGCUUCUCAAUUUACCCAGGAACUAAGUGCAAAAACUCAUUCAUCCGCUGAGAUCAAUCAAGACCUUCCAGUUCAAACCAAAGCUACCAUUUCUAGACCUCCAGGGUUCCCCAACCGUUCCAGGUUUACCAAGGACAUAGACUUAUAUUCUCAACCAACCUAUGACAUACCAUACCAGCAGCAGCAUGCACCUGGCUCUUCAGCAAGAUCACUCAACACCUAUGCAAGGGCACCUGUCAGAAGGCCAUCUUGGACAUCAGUGAACAGUGGGCCUCAUCAGAACUAUGGCAAGACAGUCCAAACCUUGUCUCAUGGAAACAGGUACUCAUCAGGGUAUGUCCAGCAUGGAACCUCAUGUCCCAACUGCUACCAAGCACCAAAAAGGCUUCCUUACCACCGCCCAAUCACUAAACCAGUGCACACAUACAACUCUGGUAGUUUCCAGAGGAUAGUUGGAGGGCGUCCAGUCAUUUACUACACCAGAGAGGCCCAUCAUCACAACAGGUAUGCCAAGGUUCACAACCAGUAUGCUGAUGCAUAUGACCAUAGACAUACAACUCUGAGGAUAGUUGGAGGGCGUCCAGUCAUUUACUACACCAGGGAGGCCCAUCAUCACAACAGGUAUGCCAAGGUUCACAACCAGUAUGCUGAUGCAUAUGACCAUAGACAAGCUGUGGUGGGUCAGCAUCAUGCUCAUAGAGCCCAUGUGAGUCAUAGGCCAAGUUACCAGCAUGUUGGACAUCAGUAUUCCCCUGCUUUUGGUGCAAAGGCACAAGCAAGUGCCCAUGCUGGGAUGAGUGGUGCACAAGCCAGUGCUGUGGCUCGUGCUGUUGGCAAGGCUAAUGCUCAGGCAUCUGCAACAGCCCAUGGAUGGAGAUGA